CACCUCGCAAAUCUAGUAUCCAAUGCCAUAACUUGUUCCCUUUGUAUUCGCAAUGACCGAACUGCCACAAUUUAUCUACGACCAAUUACCCCCCGGCCAUAUCCGUUUACUUACGCCCACAUCUUCGUUAUCCAAAGAUGACCAAAGCUGGAGCCUACAGACUGUCAGCCUUGAGCAACCAGACCUUGCAUAUGAUGCACUAUCUUAUGUUUGGGGAUCACGAGCCGACUUAUUCCCAAUCACCUUAAAUGGGCGCAUCUCGUAUGUGCACCGCAAUCUACGUUCUGCACUUUCUUGCCUUGCUGAGCGAGGGAAUGCUCGACCUGUACUGCCAAUUUGGAUCGAUGCUAUCUGCAUCAACCAAGCGCACCACCAAGAAAAGAUGAUCCAAAUCCGGGAAAUGAACCGCAUUUAUCGACACGCAGCGAAGGUAUGGGUGUGGCUUGGCAUUUCUGAGCAUCCAGAGCGUAUCUCGGAGGCCAUGGAUUUGCUCGUUGUGAAGCUUGCCAAGGAAAAUCGGAUACUAGAUCUUGACAGCAUUCAUCCUCCACUAAGAUCAACGAUCUGCCACCUCAUGAUGAACGAUUGGUUCCGAAGACUUUGGGUCGUGCAAGAAGCGGCGUUGGCUCGAGAGAUCAGCUUUAUCAGUGGAGAUGUCGAGUUGCAAUGGUCAGACAUGAAGGAGGCGAUGGCUAACACAGAAAAAUAUAUCCUGAUGAACGAGCAAUGCUCAUCAACGACAUUCUACGCUCGGUCGUGGGCGCAAUUGUAUUGGAAUGACGCGGAGCUUCUUGGUGUUAGUCCUGCAUCCAUUUUGAUGAAUGUUGCGUCUCUUGUAGCAGAGACACAAGAAUGUACUUGGCCCGAGGAUCGUAUCUUUGGACUGUUGGGCUUGGUGGAUCAGGACGACUUGCUGGGCACUUCUCUUGAUACCGAAAUAGUUUAUACUUCCUAUCAAGAUCUGUUCACGCGCUUCAGCGCUUACGUACUCACGGAGUACCCAACUCAAAACGGAAUCGAAUGGUGGAGAUGGCUCAGUCUGGCCUUCGGACCUGAGAAAUGUGAGGGUCUUCCAUCUUGGGUCCCGGACCUUCACGCUAUCAGUAAGACGAUACAUUCAGGAGCCGACUUGGAAUUUAGAGUACCUUCUUAUCAAGCUGCCACUAGGUGGAACAACAAACCACGAGGCGGCCUGAAAAUUGGGCAGUUAGUACUCCGAGGUAGAAUCUUGGACGAGGUUGUUACUGUAUUUGAACCGAUACCCAUGGAUGGUGGAUCUUAUCUGGGUGGGUCUUCAGCUAGACAGAACGAGAUACUGAUGGCUGUGGCGAAAUGGGAGGAGAAAUUGGCUCAUGCCGUAAUGCAUAGUCUGAGUUUCGAGACGAGACAAGAAGAUUGUGUAGGUCUCAAUCGUGACAUUACCCUCGAUACGUACUGGCGUACAUUGAUCGGCAACAACGCAUCUGUGCAGGAUGAAGCGGUCAUGCAGGAUUGGUAUGAUGACUUCCGAGCCAUAGGCCGAAGCUUUAGGAAGAUCGACACUGCUUACGAAACUGAGAGAUCGUAUACGAGUCUACAACAUCCGGAGACGCACACGGCGGAAUCGCGUUGGCAAGAGGCCUCUAGCCAAAACAAGCGAUACAAGAACGCCUGUGACUUUUUAGUUCUCAUGAGCAUCCUUCACUAUAAGCAACUAUUCGUAACUAGGGCAGGACGACUUGGAUUCACGACGACAGGAGUGCGGCCAGGUGAUAUGCUCUCUGCAUUAAAUGGAUCACCCGUACUCCACGUUCAAAGACGCGUACCUACCGAAGAUAAUGCAGAGAUGAUGGCUUUCGAGUUCGUAGGAGGCGCAUACGUACACAGCCUGAUGAACGGAGAAUCGGAUGAUAUAAAUGCAAACGAAGAGGAUUUGAUAUUUGUGUAGUGUCAUCAAUGGUUUUGAGUGGGAAACUGCCAACGUGGCAAAGUUUCGAUGAAAAUGGGGGUGACAGAAAGAAGCGCAGGAACUUAAUGAGGUGCAUCACUUAGUCCACAAAAGCAUAUGAUAUGGUGGGUUGAUACGUAAUACCAGGGUUCGAAGUUCCUGCCAAAUUCCGAUUAAGAGUAA
This is a messenger RNA of Alternaria alternata, 2110 nucleotides long. RefSeq lists its product as hypothetical. The transcript has 2 exons. The record is from RefSeq and is a predicted model, not a curated record. NCBI's taxonomy places the organism in Eukaryota, Fungi, Ascomycota, Dothideomycetes, Pleosporales, Pleosporaceae. Bases 53 to 1927 code for a protein of 624 amino acids.